Molecule: messenger RNA, 1005 nt
Organism: Cylindrotheca closterium
Lineage: Eukaryota; Bacillariophyta; Bacillariophyceae; Bacillariales; Bacillariaceae
Source: the annotation of a GenBank genome assembly
AUGACUGACGUUGAAGGUCUUGACUCUGUUGAUUCCUUUGCCAACAGAACAACUUCUCAAGUUCGUGAAGACAUCAAAUCUAUGCAAAGAGCUCCAGAUCCCAACAAUCCAAAUGCAACUAUCGGAAUCACUGCUCGCGAAGCGAUGACUAUCCAUCGUAUCUCAAAAUAUGGGAAGCUCCUCAUUUUGGUUCAGCGAACAUAUACACCAGCCCUUGGAACCAUCCCAAAUCUCCUUUGUAUUGGUCAAUUCUAUGAUGAAAAUCCGGAUCUCAUGGAAGGGGACUCCUACCCACUUCCUCCUCAUUCUCCAAAGAUGGAAAACAUUGAAAGUUGGGCUUGUACCGCCUACGGAUAUUGUGGAAUUUGCCUUGAUUAUAUUUUCCGUGAAAAUUCUGAACUUCCAGUUGUUGGUGACCCUGGUUUCCUCCGAGCCGACGACGGCUCUCGCUCCAUCAAAGAAGAACUUGUCCAAAUACUGGUGCUGUGUUCCGUCGCAACAACCAGAAAUUUUGGGUUAUGCUCCAUGCCGUCACACAUGAAACCGAUGCCUACAAUCAUGGGACAUUUCACAAAUGAACUCCAAGCUGCUGUCCGUGUCCUUGCAACACUUCACUGGAACGGUAAAGCUCGAGGCUUCACAUGGAAUACUUUUAUCAGUCGCCUUAUAGGAGCCUUCAACAACCUCAAGUUGAACCGUGAUCCACGCUCUGAUGCAAUUAAGGUUGACGUACUUCUCGAGAAAACUGUUGGAGAUUCCUCACUCUCUAAUGGAAGAUCACAUAUUACUGGAGAUGCCAUUCUCCGAUCCAAUUUCCAAGGUGCCAUCGAUUAUCUAACAACACAAGUUUUAGCUGCAGGUAACAACAACUUGCUGCUUUUACUCGUGGUGGUGGCAGACGCGGUGGUGAUGGGAGAAGUGGGGGUCGUGGCCAAGGAAAUGGCGCCUCAAACCGCAUGCAAUCAAAUGUUCCAGAUUGCUUUAGCCGCAAUGGUAUUCUACUAA